Molecule: messenger RNA, 1359 nt
Organism: Phytophthora nicotianae INRA-310
Lineage: Eukaryota; Oomycota; Peronosporomycetes; Peronosporales; Peronosporaceae
Exons: 2
Coding region: 1-1359 (452 amino acids)
Biological process (GO): mannan biosynthetic process
Cellular component (GO): Golgi apparatus
Molecular function (GO): alpha-1,2-mannosyltransferase activity
Source: RefSeq, a predicted model, not a curated record
AUGGGCCACGACUUCCAAACCACGAUCAUUCGUGUUCGACGAGAGUGCUGGCAGGGGUGUCUGGAUACUGUGAAGUGGAAGAUACAGACUUUAGCAAAUGAAGCACUGAAUAAAGCACUGCAACCAGGUUUUACAUUGCCCAAUGUGGGUGAAAGUACGUCAGACCCACGAGAUGGCAUCGUCAUGGUGAUUUAUCCCAAACUGAUGGCCAGUGCGUUCGCUGCGAUCCGCGUAUUGCGUGACUUGGGAUGCAAAUUGCCAAUGGAGAUUUGGUUCGUGCCUCGAGAGAUGAGGAGCCAUCCAGCUGAUAUGAAGAUAUUUCACGAGCUAGCAGCGGAUGAUAUGUUGAGUAUUUCCUUCCGUGAGGUGACAGACUUCGCUGCUACGGGAUUCCGAGUCAAGGUGUUCUCAAUUUACCAUAGUCACUUUGAUCGUGUGCUGUUCCUGGACGCCGACAAUGUACCAGUGCGUGACCCAACUUUUCUGUUUGAGCUACAGGAAUUUCAGGAAACUGGUGCAGUCUUUUGGCCCGACUUCUGGCAUCCAACGAACUCGAUUUUCAACAUUCACAGUCAGUCUUUGAUCUGGGAGCUACUCGAUAUCCCGUUUGCCAACAUGUUCGAGCAAGAGAGUGGUCAAUUGCUGGUGGACAGGCGGAGACACGGCUCUAGACUGGAGCUUGUGCGGCAUUAUGCCUUCCAGCGCUCCGACAUCUUUGACCGGAUGAAACUCGUGCAUGGUGAUAAGGAUCUGUUUCGUCUUGCCUGGCUCAAGCAACUCACACCGUUCCACAUGAUCCGACAUCCUCCAGCAAUGGCAGGAAAAGUUGUCAAUGGUAGUUUUUGUGGCAUGACGAUGGUGCAGCACGACACAGAGGGCAACGUGCUGUUUCUUCAUCGUAAUUCAAACAAAUUGACUGGCGUAACCCGCAACGGCGACAGUGCUAACAUGGCCGAAGCUGUUCGGCGUGUCACGGCAAAGCUGGCGAGUAAGAAUCCUUUAGGACGCCAAACACCCAAAUUUAACGAGGUUCAGGACGAGUUGAAAUUAAUUGAAGCCACUCUGGAGAAGACCCAAGAAGCAGAAGAGUCUGAUGGAUUUCCCGACCCAGUCAUUUGGACUCAUCUGCUCUCCUUCAAGAAUACGUCCCGCCGCGCAAAAUACGUCAUUGAGACGUAUAAUUCGAUUUCUGGGUUCUCAAAAGACCAGAACUGCUACGGGCAACACGAGUUGGGGGGAAAUGCAGACUUUUACAUGCAGAAGUUUGAAGAUUUGAGUUUUUCGGGUCUGGAGACGGAUCUGCGUCGAUAUGCGAUGGAAGCUGCAGAUCGUCGACAGCAAAUACUUAAGAAUCCAUGA